UUGUCUCUCUGAGCUCGCUGCCCAAUCACACCCACAUCUAAAAAACAGCAGCUUCACUCCUCUCACCAAAUUUAAUCCGACUUGAAUAGAAAUUUUAUUCAUCUUACCAGAUCUCAAUGGAGAAAUCAGAUAGACGAAGUGAAGAAGCAACUUACCUAUGGAUUCCUCUUCAGUGCCUUGACCAAACUCUCAAAGCUAUCUUGAGAUGCCUUGGUCUUUCUCAUCAAGAUUCUCCGUCGACGUCUCCGGGAACUUCAAACCAACCGGAGGAAGAAGAAGAGGAUGUCACCGAGAAAGAGGAGGUCGUUGUGACGUCUAGGGGCAUGAAACGCGGCGUUGAUGUGACAAGUAGAGCCAUGAAGAACAAAGCUAACAAAAAGGGGAAGGAAGAAGUCAGCUCAGGCCGUCGUGGCCAACACCAUUAGCACUUCAAUUACAUACUAUUGUUUAGCUCAAUUAUUAUUUAGCAAUAAUCAGUUUAAUUUUAAUAUCGUUGUCAUUGCACUAUUUACUUUUUAUUUUUGAUAUACUAGUAGUAUUAACAAUCUUGUUCUACCGACACACAACAACAAUUAAAGCUAGUUUCAUUUCGUUCUUCAAAGUCUUAUUGAUGAUU
Molecule: messenger RNA, 616 nt
Organism: Camelina sativa (false flax)
Lineage: Eukaryota; Viridiplantae; Streptophyta; Magnoliopsida; Brassicales; Brassicaceae
Product: precursor of elicitor peptide 1
Biological process (GO): innate immune response
Source: RefSeq, a predicted model, not a curated record